AUGUCCUUUGGGGACAUAUCUUGCGCGUUAUCCCGAAAGCCAGGGAAGGCGCGAGUGGAUGUAUCGACAGAUGACCGAAAUAGGUUUGAGCUGAUGAAUGAUAUGACACCCAAACCGGGAGCAUACCUAGUCAUCGGGCUCAUGGUGCAUAAUCGCACGAAGGCGCCAAUGCUCAUCCUCGGAAGCGAUAUCAUCGCUGUCGUGAAAGCCAGUCGUGAGAAUGAUUUUGCUCGCGGCACUCAGGGAAAAGAAUUAUAUCUGCCCUCAAAGCAGCUCGAUGGAACACCGACGGUUGCACAAGCACUGAGCUUCGCCGAACUCGUGGCGCUCAAUGGGAAGACCGAGAGACAACCUGAUGAGGAGAGCAAUGCCACGGAGGGUGUGCCACCAGCGGCAGACGAAACCUCACGGGAAGCCCGCUCCGCAGCGCUCAUUGACGAGGACGCCUGCGCCGUUAUGCUCAAACCAACAGAACACGCCGUUCUGGAAAUUCAGUUCCGCUUGGGCGGUACAAAAGACAUCUCUCACCAGUUCCACGCAUGGUCGCUACUCGACCACUUCGUGGUACCCUGCCUAGUACCCUAUAGUCCAAUGCUCUCCGGCCCUUUUCGUGGCAGAUCGCGCUGCCCGACUGACCCGGCCGGGCAGGACGCAGUGGUAAACGUGUCUGCGCCCAUUGUACAAAGCGAUGUAGAUGCGUGGUUUGCCGACUUCCGAUUGCAUGGGGAGCAGGCGCAUGUCAAGAGCCAUUACGGGGAGUCGCGCGGGAAGAAACACGCGAUAGCUGAUGAUUUUGAGUCGGCAUUGUUACAGAUGAUGGGGAAUUGA
Peniophora sp. CBMAI 1063 is the source of this 828-nucleotide messenger RNA. The record is from the annotation of a GenBank genome assembly. Lineage: Eukaryota; Fungi; Basidiomycota; Agaricomycetes; Russulales; Peniophoraceae.